Molecule: messenger RNA, 2194 nt
Organism: Sorghum bicolor (sorghum)
Lineage: Eukaryota; Viridiplantae; Streptophyta; Magnoliopsida; Poales; Poaceae
Product: phospho-2-dehydro-3-deoxyheptonate aldolase 1, chloroplastic
Exons: 5
Coding region: 270-1925 (551 amino acids)
Biological process (GO): aromatic amino acid biosynthetic process
Molecular function (GO): 3-deoxy-7-phosphoheptulonate synthase activity
Source: RefSeq, a predicted model, not a curated record
GAAUCACCCGCUUCUCCUGCUUCACCAGCGGGUCGCUUCAUCCAACUACCGCGCGGCUUCUCAUCUCAUCUCACGUCUCCGCUCUCACCAACUCCGGCUCCGGCCGCGUAUAAGUAACCCCGACCCCCGCUGCGCUCCGACCCAGGAGACACCGCGCCCGCCACCACCAGACGCACGCACCGCCUCCUCCGCUACCCGAUCGAUCCAAGUAACCCUAGCGCUAGAUUAAACCGUGUCCUCGAUCGCCGCCGCUGCAUUCCGUUUCCGCAAUGGCGCUCUCCACCAACGCCGCCGCCGCCGCCGCCGCCAUCUCCGGCGGGUCCGCGUCCGCGUCGCAGCCGGCCCGUCGCACGCCCUCGUCUCUCCUCCCGCUGACGCGCCGCCGCCGCGCCGUCGUCCGCGCCGUGCACGCCGCGGAGCCGUCGAAGAACCCCGGCGUCGUCGUCCCGGCCGCCGCCAAGGCCUCGUCGCCGACGACGGUCGCGCCUGAGAACGACGCGGCCCCUGCUCCGGCCCCGGCCCGUGCGCCGGCGAAGUGGGCGGUGGACAGCUGGAGGACGAAGAAAGCGCUACAGCUGCCGGAGUAUCCGAACCCGGCAGAGCUAGAGGCGGUGCUCAAGACCAUCGAGGCGUUCCCACCCAUCGUCUUCGCUGGGGAGGCGCGCCACCUGGAAGAGCGCCUCGCCGACGCCGCCAUGGGACGCGCCUUCCUCCUCCAGGGCGGCGACUGCGCUGAGAGCUUCAAGGAGUUCAACAGCAACAACAUCCGCGACACCUUCCGCGUCCUCCUGCAGAUGUCCGCCGUUCUCAUGUUCGGCGCCCAGAUGCCCGUCGUCAAGGUUGGUAGGAUGGCCGGCCAAUUCGCGAAGCCAAGGUCGGAUCCGUUCGAGGUUAGAGAUGGCGUCAAGCUGCCCAGCUACCGGGGCGAUAACAUUAAUGGCGAGGCAUUCGACGAGAAGAGCCGUGUCCCCGACCCACAGAGGAUGAUCCGCGCGUAUGCGCAGUCUGCCGCAACGCUGAACUUGCUCCGCGCCUUCGCCACCGGAGGCUACGCUGCCAUGCAGCGCGUCACGCAGUGGAACCUCGAUUUCACCGAACACAGCGAGCAGGGCGACAGGUACCGUGAAUUGGCACAUCGGGUUGAUGAAGCCCUUGGCUUCAUGUCUGCAGCUGGCCUAACACCGGACCACCCUUUGACGACGACCACUGAGUUCUGGACCUCACAUGAGUGCCUCCUCCUACCUUACGAGCAAGCUUUAACCCGUCAAGACUCCACCUCUGGUCUUUUCUACGAUUGCUCUGCCCACAUGCUCUGGGUUGGUGAGCGCACUCGCCAGCUUGAUGGCGCCCAUGUUGAGUUCCUCAGGGGUAUUGCCAACCCUCUUGGCAUCAAGGUAAGUGACAAAAUGAACCCCAGCGACUUGGUGAAGCUGAUUGAUAUACUGAACCCAACAAACAAGCCCGGGAGGAUCACCGUUAUUACAAGGAUGGGGGCAGAGAACAUGAGGGUGAAGUUACCUCACCUUAUCCGUGCGGUCCGCCAGGCUGGACAAAUUGUCACCUGGAUCACUGACCCGAUGCACGGCAACACCAUCAAGGCUCCUUGUGGUCUAAAGACUCGUCCAUUUGACAAUAUUCUGGCUGAGGUACGGGCCUUCUUUGAUGUGCACGAGCAAGAGGGGAGCCACCCUGGAGGUGUCCACCUUGAGAUGACUGGGCAAAACGUAACUGAAUGCAUUGGCGGGUCACGCACCGUGACCUUCGAUGACCUGAGCGACCGCUACCACACCCACUGUGACCCCAGGCUGAACGCGUCCCAGUCUCUGGAGCUCGCGUUCAUUAUCGCCGAGAGGCUGAGGAAGAGGAGGAUCCGGUCAUCGUCCGGGCUCAACAACAUCUUGCCCUUGCCGCCUUUUGGUUUCUGAUGAAUCGGUAGACGGGGCCAGAAGAAGGAGAGAUGUGUGCAUGUAUUCCAUUCGUUGGUGUUAUGCUCUUGGUAAAAAAUCAUAUGCCCUGAGCUUAGUAGUGCACGCUGGGGAGGAGCUGCUUGAAUUUUUAUCGUUUGCCUUGGUAAAUACUACUGCUAUGUAAUGCUAUGACUGCAUUCGUCGACACUAAGUUUUCUAUAUAUUUAUAUAUCUUGUAUGUAUAAGAGAAUAAUACUGCCAUGUAGAAGAGUUGGCUUUGUGAAUAA